AUGGACCUCUGCCACAGACCGCCCCUCCUCUUCUCGCACGCGCAACUCCUGCCUCACCCCCCAACGACGCCCCAUGCGCAGUCCCCCAUGUCCGCGCAGGCGACGUACUGCAACACGAUGGUCCACCACAACUUCCAGCUCCCGAGCCUCAUCUCAUGGGUGGACGACAUCCACCCGCGCUCGAACGACCCGCCGUGGGCGAACAAGACGGACGAACACAUGUUCUGGCGCGGGAGCAACACGGGCCGACAUUCAGCGCGGAGACGCUGUGGUGCUAUUCGCAGCGCCCGCAGCUCGUGA
Molecule: messenger RNA, 300 nt
Organism: Pleurotus ostreatus (oyster mushroom)
Lineage: Eukaryota; Fungi; Basidiomycota; Agaricomycetes; Agaricales; Pleurotaceae
Product: Glycosyltransferase Family 90 domain containing protein
Exons: 1
Coding region: 1-300 (99 amino acids)
Source: RefSeq, a predicted model, not a curated record